AUGAAAUUAUUUAAUAAAAUAUUAAUAAUAACAUGUCUAAUGUUAGGUGUCUGUUUGGCAGAUGAUUUCAAUGUGACAUUGACCAAUUUCAGAAGUGUCCAGAAUGACUUGGUAGAUUUGGAGGUUGUCCAGACAAGAGUUGAUCAAUUACUCGGUACAAUCACUGUUAAUGGCAGUUGGCCAGACAUUUCCUAUGAAUCUUCCAACGGAUCAUCCAAUGUUGAUUCUAGUCGUAGAGGUGAAUGGCAACCACUUAGACAUGCAGAGAAUUUCCUAAUGAUGUCCAUCACCUUUGUAAACAGCAACUCCUCGGCACCUGGAAAUUCAUCCGACGAUCUACUUGCCAAGACAUUGCUUGCUUUCGAUUUUUGGAUGUCUUCCAAUUUGACUGCGCCAGACAAUUACACUGAGUACAGAGCUCUCUCCAGCCUUGUUGCCGGUGCACUUUUACUCCAAGAGAAUUUAAAUCAAAGUAGAAUCGACCUUCUCAACUCCACACUUUCAGAGAUGAAUGUUUCGGACGAUGCCAACCGAACUCUUUCCAACCAAAUGUUUGUCAACGAAUUCAUUUUGGUUAAAAGUCUAUUCCUCUCUGACAAUGCCUCACUCUCCACCUAUUUCAACCAAACAUGGCAAUUAGUUCAUAUCUCCAAUUCAACUCUUGAUGGAAUCAAAGUUGAUGGUACUUUUUAUUUUAAUGGACAAUUAAUACAUAAUGGUAAUGUUGGUGCUAGAUUCGCUACGGAUGUAUUAAAGGCAAUGGUUAUUGCAAAUGGUACAUCGUUUGUCGCUACCAAUGAAACUAUGGAUGUUUGGUCAAACUUUAUGUUGAAUGGAUCGCAAUGGAUGGCCUUCUACAAUGGAAAUAACUCGUAUUGGAAUCCACAAGUAGUUCAAUACCUUAUUACUAGAAAAGAUGGUACCAAGUUUAGUAUUCCAACCGACUUACUCUUAAAGUCACCUGUUCAUUCCUCAGAGUUUAAGGAUUGGGUUGAUUAUCUUACUGGUGACUCCAAUUCAACUGAUUCAUCUGAAUCCGAUGAUGAUGAUGAUAGCCAAGAAGAUCAAGAUAAGAGAAGAAUGAAUAGACAAUAUUGGUUCGGGGAUUACAUGGUCCAUUCUCGUGGAAACUAUUCGGUUUCUCUUAAAUUCCAUUCGUCUCGUACAUUUAAUACUGAAUGUUACCUUGGCGAUGGACUUCCAACUACAAAGAUGAGCGACGGUUCUUUCUUCCUACAAAACAUUGGUUCGACAUACUCUGACAGUGUCUAUCCUCUUUUCAAUUGGGAUUUGAUACCUGGUGUCACAACCGAUAUGGCAUUGAACAAGACCUCUGUUGCCAAUAUGACAUGUGAUGAGAGUGUCAGACACAAAGGAUUGAGUGAUUUCGCCGGUUCUGUAUCCGAUGGUGAAUAUGGUGCUGCCGCUUUCAAUCUAAUGACCAAUCAUUCAGCUGUAACCGGAAAGAAAUCAUGGUUCUUCUUUGAGGAGCACAUUGUAUUGCUUGGAUUCAAUAUCUCUAGAUCCGGAAAUAACAACAACAAUUCAACGGUUGUUACCGCCAUCGAUCAAAGAAUGGCAGAUGGUGAUAUCUUUACAAGUGGAUCCGAUAGUCGUCUUGAUGGAAAUCAAACUGAAUUCUCAAACAUCACUUGGUUCCAUCAUGAUAGAGUCGGUGUCUACUUCCCCAAGUCACCAGCUUCCAACUCACUAAACAUUCAUAUCGGUGUUGAAAACAAGACUGGACGAUGGGAAGACAUCGGUUCAUCCAGUGGCAAUGUAACUGGUCAACUAUUCACUGCCUAUCAAACUCACCCGAACCAGUCAUCUGAAUAUCAAAUGAUUGUCAUUCCAGAUGUAGAUGUCCAAGAAUUCAAUUCCACCGUCGACGGUCUCUCAGAGUCAAUCAUUAUCCUCAACACCGAUGACAUUCAAGCGGUUGCUCAUUUCCAAUUGAAUUUGGUGCAGGCUGUAUUCUGGCGUGCCAAUGCCAGCCUCAACAUCACCAUGGUUAACCACAACUUCAAAUUGUCUCCCAGCUCACCAUGUAUCGUGCAAGUCAAAUUCCUCAAAGUUGAAAACGACCGAUCCAAUUCCAUCGCCAUCAGUAUCAGUGAUCCAACUCAGAAGCUGAGCAACAUAACAAUGGCAAGCUGUGUACAAUUGACCGGUCCAAAUGCAACCUACGAUCCAAACACCAAAGGUUCGACCAUCGUCUUUACUUUGCCAAGUGGUGAUUUCUCUGGUUCAACAUUGACUCAAAUCUAUACUAUUGGAGGUGAUGGUGGUAGUACAACUGGAAAUCCAACUACUGGCAAUCCAACAACAACUUCAUCAACAACCAAUUCUCCAUUCACAACUGGAUCACAAACAACUAGCAGCAAUCCAACAACUGGAAAUCCAACUACUGGCAAUCCAACAACCAACUCUCCAUUCACAACUGGAUCACAAACAACUAGCAGUAAUCCAACCACUGGUACUCCUACCACUACUGAAGGUUCAACAACAUGUCCCGAUGGAGCAUAUACUGAUAACAAUGGUGCCAAAGUUACUACAACAGUUGACGUGACAACAACUUCAUCGUCCAUCAUUGUCACACCAUCACUCACCAUAAUCUUUUUGGUUAUAAUGAGUGGUUAUAUACUUUAA
Messenger RNA from Heterostelium album PN500, 2649 nucleotides. RefSeq lists its product as uncharacterized. The record is from RefSeq and is a predicted model, not a curated record. NCBI's taxonomy places the organism in Eukaryota, Evosea, Eumycetozoa, Acytosteliales, Acytosteliaceae. The coding region runs from base 1 to 2649 and encodes 882 amino acids. Gene Ontology annotation, biological process: carbohydrate metabolic process. Gene Ontology annotation, cellular component: extracellular region. Gene Ontology annotation, molecular function: carbohydrate binding; lyase activity. The transcript is spliced from 3 exons.